This is a messenger RNA of Myripristis murdjan (pinecone soldierfish), 2607 nucleotides long. It is a transcript of the gene kif3ca, whose product is annotated as kinesin family member 3Ca. Gene Ontology annotation, biological process: microtubule-based movement; mitotic cell cycle. Gene Ontology annotation, cellular component: microtubule. The coding region runs from base 1 to 2223 and encodes 740 amino acids. The transcript has 9 exons. Gene Ontology annotation, molecular function: microtubule binding; microtubule motor activity; ATP binding. NCBI's taxonomy places the organism in Eukaryota, Metazoa, Chordata, Actinopteri, Holocentriformes, Holocentridae. The record is from RefSeq and is a predicted model, not a curated record.
AUGUCCAAAAAUAAGAGCAGCGAGUCAGUGAAGGUGGUAGUCCGAUGCCGUCCUUUGAACCGUAAGGAGGAGUCUAAUGGGUCAGCAGAGGGCAUAGUGCAGAUGGACCUGCGACUCGGGCAGGUGGUGCUACGAAACCCCCGUGCGCCCCCCAGUGAACCCCUGAAAACCUUCACAUUUGACGCUGUCUACGAUGCAAAUUCCAAACAGCGAGACCUGUACGACGAGAGCGUGAGGCCGCUGAUUGAUUCGGUGCUUGCAGGCUUCAAUGGUACCAUAUUCGCAUAUGGACAGACUGGCACAGGGAAGACGUACACCAUGCAGGGGGCCUGGCUGGACCCAGAGAAACGUGGCGUGAUCCCCAACGCCUUCGACCACAUCUUCACGCACAUUUCCCGCUCCCAGUCUGAUAAGCAGUAUCUGGUGCGGGCCUCCUAUCUGGAGAUCUACCGGGAGGAGAUCCGGGAUCUGCUGGACCCCAACCACGGCAGUGCCAAGGCUCUGGAGCUCCGAGAGAGCCCGGAGACUGGGGUGUACGUGCGUGACCUGACAUCGUGUGUAUGCAAGAGUGUCAAAGAGAUCGAAGAGGUGAUGAACGUGGGGAACCAGGCCAGGGCAGUCGGUGCAACGGACAUGAACGAACAUUCAUCCCGAUCCCAUGCCCUUUUCCUGAUCACGGUGGAGUGCAGCCAGCCUGGCCCAGAUGGACGGAAGCACAUCCGAGUCGGACGCCUCAACCUCGUGGACCUGGCGGGCAGUGAACGGCAAGCCAAGACAGGCGUCCGUGGAGAGCGGCUGAAAGAGGCCGCUAAGAUCAACCUGUCCCUAUCCGCACUCGGAAAUGUGAUCUCAGCACUGGCGGAUGGGCGCAGUGGCCACGUGCCGUACCGGGACUCCAAGUUGACCCGGUUGCUGCAGGACUCACUGGGUGGGAACGCCAGGACUGUCAUGGUGGCCACUCUAGGCCCUGCCCCCCAGCACUACGACGAGACUCUCACCACCCUCCGCUAUGCCAACCGGGCCAAGAAUAUCCAGAACCAACCGAGAGUCAACGAGGACCCCAAGGACGCCCUCCUCCGUGAGUUCCAGAGGGAGAUCGCUCGCCUCAGGGCCCAGCUCAACCACAGGAAGGGGCGGAGCAAACACAAAAAGGAGGACAUGGACGGCGAGGGCUGGGAAAGAGACGGGGACGAAGACACAGAGGGCGACGACGAGGUGGAGAAGGAAGCGCGGGAGUACGUGAAGCAGGAGGAGCAGAGGCUGGAGAGGGAGAAGGAGGCCAUCAGGGAAGACCGUUUCCUAUUGGCUGAGGAGAAGCAGAGGCUUCUGGGAGAGAAGGAGAGGAUGAUGGGGGAUCUGAGGAAGGAGCAAGAAGCCACAGAGCAGCUGACAGCCAAGUACAAGGCGAUGGAGAGCAAGCUGCUGGUUGGUGGAAAGAACAUUAUCGAUCACACCAAUGAGCAGCAGAAGAUGCUGGAGAUCAAAAGACAGGAGAUCGCUGAGCAGACCCGUAAAGAGAGAGAGAUGCAGCAGCAGAUGCUCGUCCAGGAUGAGGAGACACUGGAGCUGAGGGAGACUUUCACCUCCUUGCAGCAGGAGGUGGAGGCUAAGACCAAGAAACUCAAGAAGUACCUCAAGUUGUAUGCCAAGCUCCAGUGCAUUAAAGCUGAGAUCCAGGAUGUUAAUGAUGAGCAUGUGAGGAGCCGACAGGAGCUGGAACAGACUCAGAAUGAGCUCACCAGAGAGCUCAAGUUUAAGUAUCUGAUCAUAGAGAACUUCAUUCCGCCAGAGGAGAAGAAUAAGAUCAUGAACAGACUGACCUUUGACCCCGAGGAGGACCAGUGGAAGUUCCAGCCACUCGUCCCUGCGGAAAGUAAGUUCUCCCAGAUGAAGAAGAGGCCCGCGUCUGCAGUCGGAUACAAGCGACCCAUCAGCCAGUAUGCCAGGGUUGCCAUAGCGAUGGGACCUCAUUCCAGAUACAGGGCUGAGAACAUCAUGUUCCUGGAACUGGACAUGACUCCUCCCACCAGUGUUUCAUUGGAUCGUUCAUCGGAGGUGGAGUGCAACCAAAGUCCCUCAGCGGACAGUUCACCUACCAAGGACAGAGCCAGUCGUGUCAGAAAGUCUCGCUCCUGGUGCCAGGCCCCAAAAAACAUCACCUCCUCCUCUUCUAAUAUGUCGCUGGCAGCGUGCCACACUGCUGCGCCUGCCGCAGCGCAGUGAAGCGUCAAAGCUUUAGUGAGGAUUGUUUAUUUUUUAUUAUUGUUUCUAUUUAUUUUAUUCCUUCCUCCUCUUUCCCUCCUCUUGCUGUGAGUGAUUAUUGUGUGCCUAUGACACUCCCAAAGACAUCAGCGAGGCACAAAUCGCUCCUGCUGCAUCCUGGGUAAUGGAAGGCUGCUUUAACGGGUGAAAUGGACAAGGAAAUGAACUCAAAAGACGACAGGAAGAAUUUAUGAACCUCAGAAACACCCGAGCCACCCGUUCCUCGGAUGUGAAGACCCACCCUCUCCCUCCUUGCAUGUAUGAGACCAGGAGCCUCGGGUCAUCCUCUUCAUGUUCAACCUACUGACUGCUCAGGCUAGACUACUGUUUGGUGUGUGUGUGUGU